Onychomys torridus (southern grasshopper mouse) is the source of this 1309-nucleotide messenger RNA. RefSeq names its product regulator of G protein signaling 1 (gene Rgs1). The record is from RefSeq and is a predicted model, not a curated record. The transcript has 5 exons. Lineage: Eukaryota; Metazoa; Chordata; Mammalia; Rodentia; Cricetidae. Bases 63 to 692 code for a protein of 209 amino acids.
UGUCUGCCUACACUAUAUAAAGCAGCAGACGUGGACUAACAGACACUCACUGAGAGAAGACCAUGAGAGCUGCAGCCAUCUCCAUGCCAAGGCUGGACAAAAUUCCAGGAAUGUUCUUCUCUGCUAGCCCAAAGGAUUUGAAAGAACCUAGCCAUUCACUUCUAGAUGACAAAACGCAGAAAAAGAAGCCAAAGACUUUUGGGAUGGACGUGAAAGCAUACCUGAGAUCUAUGAUCCCUCAGCUGGAAUCUGGGAUGAAACUGUCCAAGUCCAAAGACACACUUUCUGCUGAGGAAGUAAUGCAGUGGUCUCAAUCUCUGGAAAAACUUCUUGCCAAUCAGACUGGUCAAAGUGUCUUUGGAAAUUUUCUAAAGUCUGAAUUCAGUGAAGAGAAUAUUGAGUUCUGGUUGGCUUGUGAAGACUAUAAGAAAACAGAAUCUGAGCUUUUGAGUAGCAAAGCAGAGAACAUAUACAAAGCAUUUGUGCAUUCAGAUGCUGCAAAACAAAUCAAUAUUGACUUCCGUACUCGAGAAUCUACAGCCAAGAAGAUCAAAGCACCAACCCCCACAUCUUUUGAUGAAGCACAAAAAGUCAUAUACACACUUAUGGAAAAGGACUCUUAUCCCAGAUUCCUGAAAUCAAAUAUUUACUUGAAUCUUCUAAAUGACCUUCAGGCUAAUAGCUUAAAGUGAGUGGUUCCUGGCUGAUAGGAAUUAAAAGAUAGUAUCAAGGACAGAAGGAAAAUGCCAGUGGCAUGGCCUGCAUGAUCACCUUGGCCUGCUUGGGUGACUCAGCAGGCCCAGUGGAAAGACAAGUGACUCGGAGGGGAUUAACAUGGAAGUUAUCCAGGUAGAGACUCAGAAGCAUCAGCAAGGAGAGCAUGGAGAGACAAAGGGGAGGAGACACUGUCGUGAAAUACAGUGGGACUCUAUUAGAACACCCUGAGAACUGCAAGGUCAGCUGACUGGCAAGACAGAAAUUAUGAACUAUUUGUAAGAGACGGAUUACAAUGAGCUAUAAGCUUCAGGGGCAGCGGACAUGUAUGCUCCAUGUUAUGUAGAUUGUGUUGAACUCUUGCAAUCUCCUUCCUGUGCAUGGUCAGGCCAAAGUAGGUGCUGUAAAUAACAGUUGCUAUCAUUGACACAAAGAAUUUUGUUAUUUGCUUAUUUAAUUGUAUUUGACUUGGAGUUGAGGAAGAGAAUUGUGUAUUUAACCUAAGCUAUUUUUCUUAAAACUACGAAGUCGUAACACAUUUGUAAAUUAAAUUAUCACAGUGUCAAAAAUAAAUGUGAGCCUUAUAUUAAAAUAU